GGACCUUCUUCUCCGUUCCGUACGAGCAGUCGGUUUAUUGUUCGACCGGUUCGGUUCGCCGUCGGGUUCCGACGGUGCGCUCGGAGAGCGGCAGCGACUGUGGGACCUGUGAAAAUGGAGAAUCGCUUAGCGAGAGAUGAACUCUCUGUAUUUUUGGAGUCUGGAAUUUAUCGCUUCCAGAAUUCCAAUUUCAUUUUCGUUGAUCCAGUUCGUGUUCUGAAUCGUUCGUACUUACGGUUUAGGGUUUCUCCUUCUGGUUACUACCGACGAUUCUUCGAUCAUGUGAAGAAGGGUUUGGAUAACAGGGAUUGUUUAUUGAAUGCGAGGAAGCGGAAGAGGAAGGAAAAGAAAUCCCGCUGCUUAAACGAGAAAGAACUUGCUGCCGAUCAACGCCACCAGGUGGCGAAGCCUUUGUUGCUUAUGGCACACGAGUCGUUAUUGCAAGCUACCGAUCUGUUGAGCGUAAUGGGCAGUUUAAACCGUGAGAUUGAUUCUUCAGCAGGAAGCAGAUGGGUAGAAUUGCCGAAUGAUCAUCAAUCAUUGAUCAAACACGGAGGGGUUUGGCAGGCGCCUUUAUAUGAAAUAACUCUCAAACUUCCUGAAUCCAGUCCAUCCAGUGAAGUUGCAGGAUCCUCUUUCAAGAACAGAGUAGUUCCCUUGUUUAAUAACCUGGUUGUCAAUGAGACCUUGAAUGAGGUUGAAGCUGAAUUUCUUGAUCAUCAAUAUAUAUUGCCUCGCGAAAGUUGCUUCUACAUGUCUGAUUUGAGGAUGGUUCACAAUCUUAUUCCUGCUACAGCUAGCUCUGGCUUCAGUCUUAUAGUGAUCGAUCCACCGUGGGAAAAUGGAAGUGCUCAACAAAAAUCAAAGUAUCCAACAUUGCCAAACCGUUAUUUCUUAGCUCUGCCUAUUAAGAAACUGUCUCAUAGCAAAGGAGCACUGGUCGCCUUGUGGGUGACGAACAGAGAAAAGUUUCAUCGUUUUAUCGAGUUGGAAUUGUUUCCUUCAUGGGGAGUCACACACAUUUCCACUUUUUACUGGUUAAAGGUCAAAGCGGAUGCUUCGUUGAUAAGUGAUCUAGAUCUCUUCCAUCACAGGCCGUAUGAAUGUCUUCUCUUGGGCUAUUGUCACGGUGAGGAUGACAUUGAAGACCUGAAAAUUUUGGAGCAAACCGUACCCAAAGAUCAAGUCAUCAUUAGCAUUCCUGGUGAUUACUCGAGGAAGCCACCAAUUGGAGAGCUUCUGCAGGAGUACGUACCAGGGCCAACGCUGGGUCGCUGCAUCGAACUGUUUGCUCGAGAGAUGACUCCCGGAUGGCUUUCUUGGGGGAACGAGCCCCUUCACUUCCAGGAAUCGCAACACUUCACAAGGACAUAGCCAUGGCCAUGCUAUGCAAUCCCUGUAAGCCCUGCAACUCUUCCCCCCCUUCUGCUGCAAUUUUUUGGUAGGCACAGAGAAUUCAAAACCUCACAGAACUGAAUUUGUUAAGAGGUUCAUGCAUCUGUCUUCAUGAAAAGGGGGUAGAGCGCUUGGGAUCAUGGUUGGUGGGGCUUGUUGCGUGAAAUUAAGUAAUGUGUCAUUUUCCAAAGCCAUGUUUAGAAAGGACUAGGACCAAUAUUUGGCUGCGCAUUAGUAUGUUAGGUUUUUCUUUUUCUUUUUAAUGUUUGUAGGUCGAGAUAGCUAGAAGAGAGUUGUUAGACGAACUUCUAUUACGUUGACGACAACUACCAUACCUAUAGAUUCAGUAGAGCGUGAGUACACUCAACAGUGUCUCACGAACACUGUGGGUAUGAUUAGAAUGUCUCUACAUUGAGUUGUGAACUUGUCAAAGCAGAGCAAGAAAUCACAUAGAGUCGGCCGAUUCAAGGGUCGCUCCCUCCGGUCACUUUUGUGUUAUGAAACUAUUAGGGGUAGAUCGACUAACCUAUUAAUUAUCUGUAGAUCAACCCGAGUUGCGAUGCUAGUUACUCCUAAUUUCCUCGUAUAUGUUAUCUUUUAUUUAAUCAAUUGGGCAUUUCUUUUGGGAAAAGUA
Cucurbita pepo subsp. pepo (vegetable marrow) is the source of this 2029-nucleotide messenger RNA. Its product is annotated as Methyltransferase MT-A70 family protein. Gene Ontology annotation, cellular component: nucleus. Lineage: Eukaryota; Viridiplantae; Streptophyta; Magnoliopsida; Cucurbitales; Cucurbitaceae. Gene Ontology annotation, molecular function: methyltransferase activity. The record is from RefSeq and is a predicted model, not a curated record.